AACGGUUAUUUCACUUAAGACGUACUGUUUUAUUUUGGUCGCGGGUGAUCUCGUAUGAAUUUUCUUAAUUUGGGAGUGUGCUGUUCUUUAUGAAUUCCAGCAUUAUAUUUUUGGAUCGCACUUUCUGUAUACCGAAAAAUGGGAGACGUCUCAGCAAACAGCAUCACAUUACAGAUGCUCAGAGAGGCGUGUGAGACGGUCCGAUGCAGCCCGCUGGAUGUCAUCAACACACCAAUGAUCUCAUGGAGGCAAACCACACUGCCGCUCAACACCUCCUGCAAUAUUCACAUCAAACUGGAGAACAUGCAGAGGACAGGUUCAUUUAAGAUAAGGGGUGUUGCAAACCAGUUUGCUCAAAGACUCAAAGGGGCCCAUUUUGUGACCAUGUCUGCUGGGAAUUACGGGAAGUCGUUUGCAUAUGCAUGUAAGCAUUAUGGAUCCAAAGGCAAAGUGGUGAUGCCUGAAACAGCCCCCAUCUCCAGAUCUGUGCUGAUACAAGGUUUAGGAGUUGAGGUUGACAGAGCGCCAACUUCCUGCCUCAUGGAUGUUGUUAACCGAUGUGUUCAAGAGGAAAGCAUGACAUUUCUGCACUCAUAUGAUGACCCUAAUCUUAUAGCUGGACAUGCCAGCCUAGGCUUUGAGAUUCUGGAGGUUCUACCCAAUCCAGAUGUACUUGUGGUGUGUUGUGGUGGAGGUGGACUACUGGCUGGUGUGGCGGCUGCCAUCAAACUAUCUGGAUGUGAGAACACAAAGAUCUAUGGAGUGGAACCAGAAGGAGCAUGUACGAUGUACAAGAGCUUCAUUGAGAAAAAGCCUGUUGGUAUGGAUGCUAAAAGCAUCGCCUCAGGGCUAGCACCACCAUUCGCAGGUGUGUUGCCAUUUGAGUUGUGUCAGAGGUAUGUGGAGGACAUUGUGCUGGUGAAUGAUGAGGAGAUCAAAUCUGCAGUGUCUAUGCUGUAUAAGGCCGGUCUCGUUGUUGAACCUUCAGGCACUGCGGCCUUUGCUGCCGUCAUGAACGACAAAAUACCAGACAUCAACGGCAAGAACGUGGUGGUCAUCCUCAGUGGAGGAAACAUUGGCAAAGACGAACUUACCAACUUCCCUGACUAAAUGAAUUCUUAUAGUUUAUUAGUCGAUGAAUUCAUUCUCAUUUAGUCAUAAUCACUUCUUUUAAUGGUUAAGGGAAUAGUUCACACAAAAAUGAAAAUUCUGUCAUUAUUUUCUCACCCUCAUAUUGUUCCAAAUAAGUAUUAAUGCAUUUAUUCAGUGAAACACAAAAAGAUACAUUUUAAAGUAUGUUUACAAUAUAAUUCAUUCGACUUUUGCACUAUAUUCCAAGUCUUCUGAAGACACACUAGCUUUGGACUACUUCAUUGGUAUUUUGGUGCUUUUUAUGUUACUUUUUGUCACUUUAAAAGCUUGACAGCCUUACAUUCUCCACAUUCACUUUUGUUUUAUGGAGAAGAACAGUGCAAACAUUCUUCAAAAAGGAAUAAAGAAAGCAAUAUGGGUUUGGAAUGACACGCUGGUGAGUAAAUUAUGACAGAAUUUUCACUUUUGGGUGAACUCGCACUUUAAGAUCUUUAACUGCAAAACACUAAAUGAAACUUCAUGACUUUUGCCAUUGAUGUAUUUUUACACACUGUGAUGAUAAAAUAAACAUAUGAAAUAUUA
This is a messenger RNA of Myxocyprinus asiaticus (Chinese sucker), 1674 nucleotides long. RefSeq names its product serine racemase (gene srr). The record is from RefSeq and is a predicted model, not a curated record. Bases 139 to 1110 code for a protein of 323 amino acids. Gene Ontology annotation, molecular function: pyridoxal phosphate binding; threonine deaminase activity; L-serine ammonia-lyase activity. Gene Ontology annotation, biological process: L-threonine catabolic process; L-serine catabolic process. Lineage: Eukaryota; Metazoa; Chordata; Actinopteri; Cypriniformes; Catostomidae. The transcript has 7 exons.